This is a messenger RNA of Daucus carota subsp. sativus, 1114 nucleotides long. RefSeq names its product protein FLX-like 4. The record is from RefSeq and is a predicted model, not a curated record. Bases 217 to 909 code for a protein of 230 amino acids. Lineage: Eukaryota; Viridiplantae; Streptophyta; Magnoliopsida; Apiales; Apiaceae. The transcript has 4 exons.
CGACUAUAAUUAAAAAAGAAAAUACAUACAUUUCAUAUAAAUUUAGGAUUAUUCUCGCAGUCUCGCUCAGGUGCUCAGCAACAAAACCCUCCUAUGCGGCCGUGCCCCUUCGAGUUUUCGGAGCUGCACUGUUCUCGCUUCACUCCUCCUCCGUUAUUCAGGCGUGGACCCUUGGAACCAUAUACUUCUAAGUAACUUGUGUCUUCCAAGCGGCAAAUGGCAGAAAGAGGACAUUUGCCACCAGGAUAUGGAGGACGUUCUGACCAAGCUCCAGGGAUGAUGCGUCAUGGUCCAUUUCCUGCUGCAAACCGGACUUUGGAACCCCUUCCCCCAGAGCUAGCUGUCCAGGAAACAGAAAUCGAAAGGCUUGCAGGGGACAAUCACAGACUAGCUUCUACUCAAGUAGCCUUAAGGCAUGAACUUGUUGCUUCUCAGCAGGACAUACAAAGGCUGAAAGCACAUAUAAUAAGCACCCAGACAGAGGACGAUAUCCAGGUUCGGGGUUUGUUGGAAAAAAUUGCAAAUAUGGAAGCAGAGAGAUCUUCUGGUGAAAGUAUCAAGGACAACCUGCAGCAAGCUCAUAUUGAAGCACAGGGCCUCCUAAAAACUAAUCAAGAGUUGAGCAUUCAAAUUCAGCAGGCCCACCAAGAGUUGGAAAUAGCCCAUGCUGAUACUAAAGUGCUCCCUAAAUUGUACUCCGAACUGGAGAGUAUGAAGAAAGAAUACCAGUGGUUACGGACAACAUUUUUGCACGAAAGAGAUUGGAAUACGGAGAAAGUGCAGAAAUUGAAAGUGAUGGAAAUGGAAUUGAUUAGAGUAUCAAACGAUCGAGAAGACCUGCACGCUCAGCUUGCAAAUGCUGAGAGAAGGGCAAGGGCUGGAGGAGCAUUUGAUCGUCACAUGGUCUGAGGUGAUAGUUUGCCAGCAGAAAUCAUUCAAGUAGUAGUACAUGGGUUCUCUGUUCUUGAGAGGUAUAGUUAUGGCAGCUUCAAGUUUCCUCCCUUUUAGCUUCAUCUGGGAUAUCCUUUUAUUAGGGGAUUCUGUUGAGAUGACUGUAUACUCAAAGUUUUUAUAAUCUUUAAGACUUAAACGAAACCCAGGAGACUUUUUCUCU